Molecule: messenger RNA, 1979 nt
Organism: Prorocentrum cordatum
Lineage: Eukaryota; Dinophyceae; Prorocentrales; Prorocentraceae
Source: the annotation of a GenBank genome assembly
CGUUGUUGUUGCUGCUCGGUUCACGGCAUCAGAUCGCCCGUGUGUGUUCAUAGCCGCUGUGUGCAGCGCUUAUCACGCUCAAGCAACAGCAGGCUCUUUGCAGUCAGACAUGGCUCCCAGCUGCCCAACGUGCCGCGUGCCGACUGGUCCGGUGCGGCGCUGCUUCAUCGAGGCCGAGUGCCCAGUCUGCCUCUCGGCGUCGGCGUCAACGUAUGUGCUGACUUGCGGCCACACGGUUUGCGCCAAUGAGCUCGGGGCGUUGGCGUUGGUAAAGGAGACGUGGAGGCCGCCGAGAUUUAUCUUUCGACGAUUCCUGGCGUGCUGCCUCCCAUGGCUCUCGCCGGCGCUCGUCUGCGUCUGCGCAUGGGAUCGCAAUGCUUUAUUGUUGCCGAUCCAGUACAUGUACACGGCCGCGCGUGCUGUUGAUGAUUCGGUGCUUUCUCACUUCCGAUUCACUAGCAGUCGCUACGACGGGCUGUGCGCUUCGGCUUGCUACGCCACGGCCGAGACGGAUUCGCACACGUGCCGCAGCGAUUGCGACUGCGACGGAGCACGCACUUGCAGCUUCUUCUCUUUCUGUGUUGGCGAUGCGAGCGAUUGCACGACGAGCGGCGAUCGGCCGGUUUGGAAGCUCGAAUCCUCGAAAUUGCGGCGGUCGAAAUUGGACCCUGGCGAGGCUGCUGUGGACACGGUGCAGUCCGUGCAGCACACGCACCGGUUCAGCGCCACGCCAUUCGAGCAUUUUUGGGAGCUGCGCAAGACCAGAGACGCCAGCGUUCGCGCCCUGAUGCAGAUGGGCCUGGACAGUGGCCUGGGUUUUGAUGCUUUGAAUGUGAGCUUGGUCAGCACUUGGUCAGACCCGUUUGCGCUACACACGAUGAGUGGGCUCCGGCUGCGGCUGCUGGUUGCACUUGAUCGAUCGUUCGUCGUCAUCUCUGGGCCCGAAGGGUACUACUUGCGCGCAUCGAUGGACCUUUACCUUGACGGGCAAGUGGCGCAGUCAGAAGCAACAUCUUGCAAUCAAACUGCAGCCCGCUGGCUCGUUGCGAGUGCGAGCCUCGACGUCAACUUGGACGCCAGGGACCUCGCCAGGUAUGAACUCACUGUGACUGCGCUCGAGGUCACCUACCUGCCAACCUGGUUCUCGUAUCAGGGCGGCGCGGCCAGAGAUCGUACAUCUAUUUUGCGGCUCGACACGCAUGCGCUCUUUGAGGCUUUCUCACCACGGGCGGCGUGGUUGGAGGAUCGGCUUUGGACCGGUAUAAUGCGCCACGGGUCGUCCCUCGCUGCGCCUUUUGAGUUGUCCGGCAUCGGCACGUUUCUUCUGCGCAUUUUCCCCAAUGGCGCCCGUAGGGAUCGCCAGCAUGGUGAUCGCACGGCUGCCGCGGGCGCGCCUCCAGGGCGCUGCUCCGUGCUGCUCAGCGGCCCCAGCGGGGUCGAGAUCUCCUUCGUCCUCCACGUCCAAGGCCUCACCUGGGGCACGGUCGCGCAUCCGCUCAGGUGCGACGACGUGGGCAGCGGCUGCUGGCUGAUGGACGCCGGCGAGGCAGCGGGAACGUCGCUCGACACGACCUCGGGGGCCCGCGGCCUCGUCGCGGUCACGGUCUUGUCUGCACGGCAACCCACGUGGAGCUUGCCGGUCAGUGGGCAAGUGCUGUCGGACGCGGCGCGGUCGCCGCUGGAGCUGGCGCGUGCAGCAUGAUCGUCGUCGGCCUUCUCGAGCGUCGUCAGGGCGCAAACACGAACGCGAUCGGGGCAACGCGCCGCAUCGUGCGCAGUGACGUUCCCGCCCCGCGACUGCGGUGCCUCGCUGCGCGACGCUCCUGUUGGCGGGGGAGUGGUCUCGAGGCGGCGGUUCUGGCGGCUCUCGAAGCAUACUGGAUGGAGCCGGGGCCUCCCUGGGAAGUGCCUGGAGGUGCCCGGGAGAGCCUGUGAGCCGCCUGGGAGUCACCAGGGAGCGCCGGGAAAAUGCUUGGGAG